This is a messenger RNA of Sitodiplosis mosellana (orange wheat blossom midge), 823 nucleotides long. RefSeq names its product ADP-ribosylation factor-like protein 2 (gene Arl2). Lineage: Eukaryota; Metazoa; Arthropoda; Insecta; Diptera; Cecidomyiidae. Gene Ontology annotation, molecular function: GTPase activity; GTP binding. Gene Ontology annotation, cellular component: microtubule cytoskeleton; cytoplasm. Bases 104 to 658 code for a protein of 184 amino acids. The record is from RefSeq and is a predicted model, not a curated record. The transcript has 3 exons. Gene Ontology annotation, biological process: protein folding.
ACAUUGGCUUAUUCGCAGUUCCGACAAAGAGGUUAUUGAUGAAACAUAGUAAAUAAAACAACGAUUCCAAAGAGAAAAUAAAUCAAAUCAUUCGUGCAUUACAAUGGGUUUUCUAACAGUGUUGAAGAAAAUGAGGCAAAAAGAGAAGGAGAUGAGAGUGCUUUUGUUGGGUCUGGACAAUGCUGGGAAAACAACCAUCCUGAAGCGAUUGAAUGGUGAAGACAUUGACACAAUUGAACCGACGCUAGGCUUCAAUAUCAAUACACUAGAGCACCGCGGGUACACACUCAACUUCUGGGAUGUCGGCGGGCAAAAGUCAUUGCGAUCCUAUUGGCGCAAUUAUUUCGAGAGUACAGAUGGUUUGGUGUGGGUGGUAGACAGUGCGGAUAAGAUGCGACUAGAAAAUUGCAGAGAAGAAUUAAAUAAUCUGUUGCAAGAAGAGCGAUUGGGUGGUGCCACUCUCUUAGUUUUGGCCAACAAACAAGACGUUCCUGGUGCCUUAUCAUCAAAGGAUAUUAAAGAUAUUUUGGAAUUGGACAAAAUUGAAACGCAUCAUUGGAGCGUCGUGGGAGUGAGUGCUGUAACUGGCGAGAAGCUCUUAGCAUCAAUCGACUGGAUGAUUGACGACAUCGCAAAACGAAUAUUCACGCUUGAUUAAUUUUAGUCUCUCUCUCUAUAUUUUAUUUUUUUAUAACACGCAAUUCAAUGAUCGCACUAACUGUGUUAACCAAACUGCAAAUGCUCUAAAGUAUUUUCACUGCUAAGAAUCAUUCUCAACAUAUUUUGUUAUACGAAAUUAUUGAAUAAAAGCUAUGAACUAAAA